CGUGCUGCAAUUUCGGUUAGCGGGCACAUAACGCAUUUUGAUUGUUUAAUUUUAGAAUUUAGCAACUUUUCCGUGUUAUUACAAAGUGAAUUGUACGUAAAAAUGUCUGAGCCAAUUUCAGCGUUUGUAGCAUAUCGAGCUGCAGCUUCGAAAGGCGGAAAUACAGGCCGAAAAUCAAACAACAAGAAAGCCGGUGGAGGUGCUGCUGGUGGUAGCAAAGCAGGUGCCAACAAAAAAACUGAGGAGAAAAAUACAUCUUUGCAAAAAGAUAAACCAAAAUCUGGUGCUAAAAAUCGUGCUGAGGCCAAGUCGAGCGGCGUAGCGAAGGAAAAUGGUGCACCAGCUAAGAAUAAAGUUGCCCCCAACAGGGAAAAAGAUGGCUCUGCUAAGGCCAAGGACGCUACCAAAAAGACAACCCCAAAAAUUGAAACGCCUCAAACCAAAAAUGUUGCCAACAAAGCAGCUAACAAGACAGAACCCGCUAAGCAGAAACAGAAAGGUGAACGCGCAGUUACUAACGGUAAACAAGUUUCCAACGGCAUUAAAGGAAACGAUAUCGACACUUUGGUGGAGCAAUUGUUGGGCGAUUCACCUUCAAAUGCCAAAAAGCUGACUAAAGCACAGCAGAAAAAGAAACAGGAAUUGGAAGAUUAUUUAGUGCGGCAGCUAAAGCAGUAUGAUGAAGAGGCUGGUGAAGAAGAAGAGGAUUCAGAGUUUGGCAGCGAGGAAGACUAUAGUAGUGGCUCUGAAGAAUUCUCCGAGUACACAAUAAAUAGUUACACAGAUGAUGAUGACGAAGAGAGCGAGGAAGAAGAAACUGAACUCAGCGGUGAAUACCCAACUGAAUCAGUGGGAGAAAAUGUACCGGUUGCCAAGUCCACCAAAAACAAAGCGGCAGUGCCUAAGCGCACUGAACUCAGCGUCGAAUCCUCAACUGAAUCAGCGGAAGAAAAUGAACCAGUUGCCACGUCAACCAAAAACAUAGCGCCAGUGCCUAAGCGCAAAUCCAAUGAAGGUGCAGUUGCAAAGACUGGCAGUGAAGCGAGUGUGCCUAAGAAAUCGCGUCAAGCGGAAAAACCCGUUGAUAAGCGGAAGUCAAUGCCUGCCGCAGCAGCAGCAACUGAGAAAAUAGAGAAAGGUGCACAAAAACGACGUUCUAUUGCUUCAACUAGCAGUGAUAGCGCGUCCACCUCGAAAGUUACUGUGGAUGCAAAGAUGGUGAAGAUGGAGCCAUUAUCGCCACCAAAUAAUAUCGUCAAAAUGAAUAGCAUACAGGAGGGUGAAAAGGUAUUUCGCUGGCUACUAAGUCCACUGGCGGUUAAGGAAUUCCUUGCAAAGUAUUGGGAAGCUAGCGCCUGUUUGGUCAAGCGCAAGGGAUCCAACUACUACUCGCAUCUCAUAUCGUUUGAGGCUAUUGACCAGAUGUUAAUAAAAAAUCAUGUAGAAUUUACAAAAAAUAUCGAUAUUACUUCGUAUAAAAAUGGUGAACGAGAAACACUUAAUCCGGUAGGGCGCGCCAUGCCGCCCAUUGUUUGGGAUCACUAUGGGCGAGGCUGCAGCAUACGCCUGCUAAACCCACAAACUUUUAUACCAGAGCUGUUUCAGCUUAAUACCACCUUGCAGGAGUACUUCCACUGCCUAGUUGGCGCUAAUGCCUAUCUCACACCGCCCAACAGCCAAGGUUUUGCACCACAUUACGAUGAUAUAGAGGCUUUUGUGCUGCAGAUUGAGGGACGCAAGCGCUGGCGACUCUAUAAACCGCGAACGCAGGCAGAGCAGCUGCCGCGUUUUUCGUCGAAGAACUUUAAGCAACAGGAAAUCGGCAAGCCCAUAUUUGAUGAGGUGCUGGAACCCGGCGACAUGUUAUACUUUCCGCGCGGCACCAUCCAUCAAGCUUGCACCGAACCGGGCUAUCAUUCAUUGCACAUCACGCUGAGCGUGUAUCAAAAGCAAUCUUACGCUGACCUCUUCGAGCGGAUGGUGCCGCUGGUGUUACAGCGCGCCAUUGAAAGCAACCUUGAUAUGCGUCGCGGCUUGCCGCUGCAUACUUUUCAGCAUGCUGGCAUUGCAUACAGCGACAAUGACACUCAAGAACGUGCCGAACUGUUACGCAAAGUGACUGAACUGUUCGGACAAUGUUUGGAUAGCGCGCCACUGGCCGAAAUGAUGGACGCAGCUGUGGAUCAACUCGCUAAAAAGUAUCAACAUGAAGCUCUGCCGCCACAUGUAUUGCCAACAGAGCGCGCGCGCACCAUAUUCGGUUCGCGCAGCACUACCAAUGAACAAGGCGAAUGCAUGUGUGACUACGAAAUCGAUGAGCGGACCAACGUACGCUUGCUGCGCGCAAAUAUAUUGCGGCUGGUGCAGGAGGAAAGCAAAGUGCGCAUAUACUAUUACUUGGAUAACUCGAAGGAGUACUGCGAAUAUGAACCCAACUUUAUUGAAAUUGAGUCGGAUGAAGCGGCAAGCGUAGAGGUGCUCAUACGCUCUUAUCCCGAGUAUGUGGGUGUGUCACAGCUACCAAUGGACGAUGAAGAACGCAAGGUGCAAAUGGUUACGGCGUUGUGGGAGCGCGGAUUGCUGAUGACCGAAAAGCCCUUUAAGUGAUUGAUUGAAGAAAAUGUUUGUUAUGAUAUUUAAAUAAUUUUAAAAUAGUAAAAAGAAAAUGUUUGUUGGCUUA
Molecule: messenger RNA, 2680 nt
Organism: Rhagoletis pomonella (apple maggot)
Lineage: Eukaryota; Metazoa; Arthropoda; Insecta; Diptera; Tephritidae
Gene: NO66
Product: bifunctional lysine-specific demethylase and histidyl-hydroxylase NO66
Exons: 3
Coding region: 103-2607 (834 amino acids)
Cellular component (GO): nucleolus
Molecular function (GO): histone H3K4 demethylase activity; histone H3K36 demethylase activity
Source: RefSeq, a predicted model, not a curated record